AUGGCAUAUGAGAAAGAGAGAGAAUAUUUAUCAACUCUAAAUAAUGAAAAGAAAGAAAAAGCAUGGGAUAAUUCUUCCAUUCGGAAGAUCCGUAAUGGCCCUACGGAAUUGGACGUCUCGAAUACUGAUGAACCUGCAACAUCAAGAUUGGUUCUCGAUACAAAACCUCCAAGAAACUUGAAAUAUGAGAAAACGGAGGGAAUUCCUAAUUCUCCAUCUUUAACUUCAGCCCCAUUUUCCUCGUCGGCAAAUGCACAUUCUGCAUUUGGUGUAAUUGAGAAAGCACCAUCAUCGAAUAUAACACCCUCCGGUACUUCUGUUUUGCACCGUGGAUCUUCUGCUACCCAGAAACCUCAGGCAUUUAAUAGAGAAGCCGACCAGAAUUCACAAAUAGUUGGUAAUUCUGCACAUUCACAAUCCGCAGUGGAUGGCAGGCCCAGCGUUUUCGAUAGCGCACUAAUCCCUCCACCUAUCCCAGAAAGUUUGCCUACCACCCCUGGUUACGAGCUAAAUGGUACUUCGUAUUUCGAUUUGCCCAGAAAAAACGGAUAUUCGCUUCCACAUCAACAAACGGUUUUAGCCGCUACUGGUGAGACAGUUACUCCUUCGACUCUUGCCCCAGAUGCUCGGGAAGGCUCCGAAAGUCAAGAAGAGCAUCUUCUCAGGUCAAAAAAAAAGCUUGAGGAUGUCUCCAACGGUUUGACCCUUAGUACUCCUCGUGAAACCUGGCGUUUGGUGGCUGCUAUUAUAUUUGCCUUUACGGCCGGUCUUUCCGAUGGCGCACCCGGAGCAUUAUUGCCUCGAAUUGAGGAAUAUUAUGGAAUUAAUUACACCGUUGUUUCUAUGAUCUGGAUGUCUAAUGCAGUUGGAUAUAUAUCCAUCGCUCUUUCUUCAUUUAAACUAGUCCCGUGGAUGGGUUACAGAAAUCUUUCCGCUUGUGGCUGUGUCUCACUUGUUAUAAUGUAUGCACUUGUUUGCGGUGCACCACCUUUUCCACUUGUUGUGAUUGGUUUCUUCUUUGGUGGAAUGGGACUUGCAACAAACUUCUCUUUCCAAAAUAUAUUCCUUGGCAGAUUUAAAAAAUCAUCCGUUUACCUAGGAUUUUUCCAUGGGGGUUAUGGAUUGGGCGCUUGUCUUGGACCUUUAAUUGCAACCUCUAUGGUUAAUGCUGGCCAAAAAUGGAGUAACUAUUAUUUCAUUAUGGUCGCUAUCUCGUCAUUUAAUACGCUCAAUUUGUAUUUCUCCUUUAAAGGGUACGAGAAUGAGCAGAAAGCGUACGAGGAAUACGAUCCUCUGUUGGAAAAACAAGCUGAUGUCAGAACUCCAGAGAAAUUAGAGUCCCAGACGGAUAUACCCCUCGCGGACAUUCAAGGAACGUCAACUGUGCAGAAAGCCACGAAGAAUGGUAACAAAAGUAUGAAAUCCAGCGUGCACAAUGUUAGUGAGAAAACUUUCGAACAUGUUAAUCCUGAAAUUGAAAACUCAGGUAAAAAAUCAGGACAUGUUUCUGAUCUAAUGGUUUCUUUAAAAUCACCAGUCACUUGGUAUCUUUCGUUUUUUGUCCUCUUUUAUGGCGGUGCAGAAGUCUCCAUGGGUGGUUGGAUUGUCACCUUUCUAGAAGUCUAUCGACAUGGAAGCACAAAGACAACAGGUUAUGUUGCAUCCGGCUUCUGGGGUGGACUUACAAUUGGCCGUCUUGUUCUUACACCAUUAAUUUAUAAAACAAUCGGCGCAAAAUGCGGAAUAACUGUACUUAUUAUACUUUCAGUUUUCUGCUGCCUUCUAAGUUGGUUGGUUCCUAUUUACCUAGCUGAAGCUGUUUUUGUGGCUUUUCUCGGUUUGUUUACGGGCCCCAUGUAUCCAUUAAUGGUUACAGUCGCAAUAAGAGUUUUACCAAGAAAGAUUCAAGUCAUUUCAAUGACGAUUAUGACUGCAGUUGGAUCUUCUGGAGGAGCUUUCUUCCCAUUUAUUGUGGGCCUAGCAGCUCAAAUGGCAGGUACUUAUGUUGUCUUCCCUUUCAUUAUAGGAUUUCUAUUUGGUACUAUGAUUCUCUGGUCCUUCUUGCCUAAUCCGGAUAGAACCGUUGUUACGAAAUAUUGGCAGCGACUCUUUUAA
Messenger RNA from Brettanomyces bruxellensis, 2115 nucleotides. RefSeq lists its product as uncharacterized. The record is from RefSeq and is a predicted model, not a curated record. Gene Ontology annotation, biological process: transmembrane transport. NCBI's taxonomy places the organism in Eukaryota, Fungi, Ascomycota, Pichiomycetes, Pichiales, Pichiaceae. Gene Ontology annotation, cellular component: membrane. The coding region runs from base 1 to 2115 and encodes 704 amino acids. Gene Ontology annotation, molecular function: transmembrane transporter activity. The transcript has a single exon.